AGACAACUUUUUGCCUCAGAAACUGCUUAACCAUUUUUGCCGCGGAAACUACCUAACAACCUAGGCAGCUCUUUACAAUAGACUUUGCCCAUCAAAAGGCGGUUGAGUUGGUUUGGCGCUACGUGUCCGUACUGGGCGACAGACCGACAUGGCUACCGCAUGUGUCAACAAACGGCCAGAUUAAGCCCACACCGAAGCCCUGCUUACACAGGUAUCUGAUACCUAUCAACCAAGCGAUCUUAGUUCAAUAAUCACCACUUUCAUCUCAAAAUUAUAUGUUUAAGCGUCCUCAGAACUUGUCUCUCUCAAUAUUGCACAUGACAAUCUCAUGACUGGCUUGUUCUUGAGGGGUCUAGUAGUGAUUGAUAGUUCACAAGCUCACCUUGACUCACUCACCACACCUUCCCCACAUGCACCGAGCCGGGCAGUUCCAGCCGCGCAAAUUGCCUCACCACCAUUCCUGCUCCUCGCCAAUCGAAGGAUAGCGGGCGUGAUAUGCCGAAAGGGUCCGUUAUCAGUCAAGCUCAUCAACCCCUUAUUGGAGACUCUGCUUCUUCAACUUGACCCCGCCGUUAUUUUUGACAGUCGACUCGCGUCAGGGGGAAGGAAGAACCGCAAUCUGGCAUGCACCUCGCGUCUCCGAGGCACGCGUUCGUGCUUAUAUCCCCGAAAGGAUGUGCCUCCAAUGAUUGGAUGGCUCGUCUGUCGGGCGCAUAGCCUCGGCCUGCUUUGUGAAGAGCAAACUCCUCUAUCUGAGCCCGCCCAAGUUGAUGCGCUGCAGACAAACAGACAAUGGGCGCAUUCUGCAGCGCCGACAGACAGACCAAGUUCCCCAUCCCGUCUCGGCGAAACAGCCGCUUCGGUUAUUGUGGACGGCUUUUCCAGCAUCUCCAAAGGAGCCAAAGACGGCACGGCUGAACCUCACCGGCCCGCAGCGAGACCAUCCCCCCUGCCAACAGGCAAAAGGAAGGCAUAGCGAGGCGCACCCUGUCUGUUUCACCAAUGCCAAAACAGCCCUGUCGGUGUGCGUGUCUCUUGACCUCGUGGCCCGGAUGCACAGGCUAAUCGUGAACUGGCCGAGAACCAAGCCCUGGGAAGACGGCUCACCGCAGAGCUAGGUCAUAGCUCUCUUCCGCAUUGGUGCUGCUUCCGUCUUGGUGCCGC
Molecule: messenger RNA, 1164 nt
Organism: Lasiosphaeria miniovina
Lineage: Eukaryota; Fungi; Ascomycota; Sordariomycetes; Sordariales; Lasiosphaeriaceae
Exons: 2
Coding region: 329-976 (215 amino acids)
Source: RefSeq, a predicted model, not a curated record